AGGUACACAUGCUUGCAUAAAGUUGAUAUGCAUUAACGUUAAUAAUUGUUUUAAUUUAUUUAUAUUGCACUAUUUAGCGCUCAUGCAAAGUAACAGUUUUACUUACUAUAUUUUAUAUAAUCUGCUUGGUUAGGGUUGGUUAGGGACCAUCCCUUGCAUAAGAUACCAAAAUAUGUAUUUGGUUACUUAUUGUUAAUUGUACAUGAAAUGUGGCUGUGUGUGACCGCUGGCUUAGACUCCAUCUUUAGGAUUAUUAUAUCUAUGAUAAAAACCAAAUGACUACGAUGAGAGUUGACUUGGAUUACAUAUUACAUCUAAUAAAUUUCCUACAACAAAUUGUCAUAGCUGUAGAGCCCUUCCAAGAGACAGUAUUGGCUGUUGAAUUAGUUUCCUGAGUCCGUUCGAUAAAAAUGAAAUAAAGUUUAAACCUCUAUGGUUUACUUAGACAGCUCGCAACACCAACAGCUCGGCUCGACUCGAGAGAGCUCGAGAUCCAAAAUCAUUUAUUAUUUUGUUGAAAUCUGACUUGCGCUCGUCAUUCGGUGAUUUUAGGCGGCUGAGAAAUUAUUAAAGUGAAAAGUCUUCGGCGGCUUAAAGCUUAAUAUCGAACAAUUUAUUUAUUUAAAACAAUUGUAUCUUAGGCGAGUGGCUUUACUUUCACAGCACAAUCUAAGUUUCUUGUUUUAAAUUUGUCGUUUUAAAGGUAUUUCAUUGUAACGUGAAAGAUUUUAGUCUAUUCUGUUUUAUUAUUUCUUAAACAUAAGUGAUUCGGUUUGUGCUUGUUCUGUUGAAUCGAUAUUGUAUCAGUGCAAUAACCCUAAUUGUUCUGAAAUGAGUGUGCGUAUUCUGUUUUCCUUAUGAGAAUGACACAUUUGCUUUUAUUAUAAUGGGUUUAAUUAUCUGAUAAAGUUUAGAGGGUUUAUUUAGUUACUUUAAAUCAAUUGCAACAAUGGGCAAGUUCUCUGGUAAGAAAUGCCGGCUGCUCUCCAUGCUGUGGCUGACAUGCAGCUUUUUCUUUGUGGAGCUGAUUGUCGGCUACGUCACCAAUUCCAUGGCACUAGUGGCAGACUCGUUUCACAUGCUGAGCGACGUCGCUGCGCUUGUCAUCGCUUUCUUGUCUGUUAAAAUGUCACCAAAGAAAUGGUCAAAGAACACCUUCGGCUGGGCCCGCGCAGAAGUCCUGGGGGCUCUAGUAAACGCCGUGUUCCUCGUGGCGUUGUGCUUCAGCAUCACGGUUGAAGCCGUCAAGCGCUUCUUCGACAACGACUACAGGAUACACAACGAGAAGCUGCUGGUCGCAGUCGGCACAUUGGGAUUGGUGCUCAAUGUUAUAGGGCUAUUUUUGUUCCACGAACACGGCAGCAGUCACGGGCACUCUCACGGUGGCGUGCCGCCGCCGGCCAACGUGCGCCACCUGACCGAGAUCGUGAACAGCAACGCCGACAUGGCGCUCGGCCACAACGCCGCGGACGAGGAAACGGACGAGAUGGUCGCCCGCAGCGCACCGCCCAACAACAACAAGCCGCCCUGCCGUCAGACCACGGACCCUGGACAUAUGAACAUGAAGGGGGUGUUCCUGCAUUUAUUGUCCGACGCGUUAGGUUCCCUCAUAGUAGUCGCGUCGGCAUUAGUAGUAUGGCUCACCAGGUGGCCCUACAGAUACUACCUCGACCCCGCACUUAGUUUAGUCUUAGUUAUCCUGAUUCUCUUGUCUGUGUGGCCUCUGCUCAGAGAAUCUGCUUUAAUUCUUCUGCAAACUGUACCUACACAUAUUCAGGUGGACGCGAUACAGCGCCGCCUGUUGGAGAAAGUGGACGGCGUGUUGGCCGUACACGAGUUCCACGUCUGGCAGCUCGCCGGUGAUAGAAUAAUUGCCAGUGCCCAUAUACGGUGUAGAAACUUGUCAGAGUAUAUGAAGAUAGCGGAGAAGGUGAAGGAGUUCUUCCACAAUGAGGGAAUCCACUCCACCACUAUACAGCCGGAGUUCGUUGAGAUACCCUUAGACGGGAAUGAGGUGUUGACCGGCAACGCGGGCGAGGCGCCGUGUGCGCUGCACUGCCCCGCCGACGACCUCUGCCACAACGCCACCUGCUGCGGACCCAACCAGCAGGAGCGAACGACACCAUCCCCUGCAGUGACGCCGUAUCUUUGUAGGCAGAGGAAUAUGGGGUCCAGGACGGAGUCCAUGAACUCCGCAUUGGCGGCGGCGGCGUCUGGCGCGAACUCGACUAGGCAUUUAGACGCUUUGGAGUGCGGUUCUCUGCUGCCGACGCCGGCGGUCCAAGAUGGCCGCCUGGCCGUCUGACAGCCGCUGCGCAUCGCCGCGAUAUCCUAAGUUCACUGAAUCAAGUGCCGCGGUAACACAACCAUUAAACUGAACCGUUUACAGCCGGAAAAGACUACAUGUGAAAAUCUCCUGUGUGAACAUACGGUGGGAUUGCGUUCGGCACUGUGAUCCUUGCGGCACCGUUGUAGUACAAAAUAAGGAAUCCCACCGCAGCGAUCCAUCCCGUGAGGUGUGCCGAACUUAAUAUGUAAGAUUUUCAAUACGAUUUUCUGUCGAGCGAAUUAUGUUAUUCUGCUGCUGUUGUAGCAAUAUCACUAGUUAACUAGGCGCUGGCAUAUCAGCCUCAGAUCCAGUCCUCUUCACAAGUAAACUCAAUGAAAAUGACGUUAUCUAAUCCUCAUGAACGAGCAUUCGUUUUUCAAAUACAUUUCCAGCCGAAAUGGAACUUUUAGUCAUAGAUAUGGCUAAAGUGCACAGUAACGAAAUUGGUCUAUGGCGUUAGUUUAUUAGUGGUUGACGUUGCGGUAUUUAUUAUAAUAACGGUCAUAAACCUGUAUACACAAAACUUAGAUUACAGUUCUUGGAUAAUGGUAAAAAAUGUAUAUAUGUUUAUGGCCGUGACUGCUAUGGCUAUGUCGAUGUUAAAGUAUGUGCAAUGUUGCUAGGCCCUAGUGUGGAGGAUUUGCGAAAAAACUGAAGUGAGUCUUGGUAUCUUCAUAAUCGAUCGCGCAGGCGUAUCUUAAGAAAUAAGCGAUUCAAUGGAAAUCUACUGAUUUAUUUCCGGUUAUAAGUAAAAGUAAGUAAUUAAAGCUUUGGUGUAUUUUUAGCACGGUAAGACUAAAGUGAGCUAUGGAGUCGUUGUUAACAUUAAAAUGAAAGUCGUACUCAUACUCAUUCUCAUUGAUUAAGUUCGUCUGGAUCGUUUUAAAAUAUUCUGACCACUUAUAUGUGAUACUGCUUACAUAUAUGUAAUUAAAUUUUACAUUAUAAAAAUAUAAUAAAUAUUACCUAUAUUGCAGUCUCAUCGCUCCAAUAUUUUAUAUAAGUAACUAGAAGUAGAGUACAUACCAUAUUGUUGCGAUAUAGAACUAUACAUAUUCAAUCAAACUCAUUCCUACAGCUACGUGUUCUAUGGAUAUUGAUUGUUCUAUGGAUUUAUUGUAGUAUCUGUAUAUUAUUUGUUAUUCGUCAAUGAAGAUGGUGUUGUAUUUUUUAUAGUUAUUAUUUAUUUUAUGAAUUACAUCAAUGAGGAUGAGUACGAGUAUGACUUUAAUUUUAAAGUUAACAACGACUCCAUAGCUCACUUUAAUCUUACCGUGCUAAAAAUACUCCGAAGCCUGGUAAUAAGUAUAUAUUUAGAUAAUCUGGCUAUUCUUACUACUUACCAUAUAUAAAACACUAGUAGGUAGCGAUUAUGAUUUAAUUGGUCUGAAAAGAAUGAUGUUUUGGUCCCCAGAACAAGCUGUUGGUCAGCAAACGUCUAACCUAACCCUUGGUGACCAUCUGAUUUAUCUGCUGACCAAAAUAUAUUUUUAGUACUUUUGUACAGUGUACUGCAAAAAAAUAUGGAAUUCAUUUAUAAAAUAGAUUUUGCAGCUAGGUGCCCAUUAACAACACAUUUAAUAAGAGAGUAAAUCACGCAAGCACACAGGUCUAAAGUUCAUAGACAGUUUCAUGCUGUACCGCUGUUGUCAUGUUGUGCGUGUGCCGUCUCUCUCCAUGAUUCUAUACCUACACCUCUCUUCGGAGCCCUUAUUUUGUAUAAUUUCGCAUUUACAUUGUUAGUCAGGUCUACAUGUAUUAUAUAUCGUGACGUAUUGUUGGUUUUACCUAUUUUAUUUAGGUAUAUGAAUUAUGAACUAUUGUCUUUAUUUUGUGUACGAGUUAGAGGACGAAUGUCUUCGAAGUUUGAAUGCCGAUAGAAUAAACACUAAAAUCUAAUUAUAUUUUAGUAUUUUAUAUUUUUAUCCCGCUUUUAAUUAUUUUAUUCCUGCUUUCUGGUAUACAAUACCAAUGAUUAUUUUUUUAUUUUCACUAGAGGCUACGAAUAUAUAUGAUGUAUUUCAUUAAAGCAUUUGCAUGAACAAAUGUGCCUAAAUCAUUAAUUACACUUUUUUUGAUUGUACGCGAUUUAGAGUAAGCAUUGCUCUAUCGGCCGUGAUGAAUAAUAUUAUUAACCACGUUAUUAUUAGCUUAUAAGUUUAAGGAUAUAUCCGUACACGGCGGGAAGACAAUUCGAAAUACAAAAUUGAAGAAAUUUUAACUUUAUGUAAUUCUAUUUUGUGUUCAAUUCAACUUCUUCCCUCCGUUUACGGAUAUAUUCUCAAAGUAAUAGUAGUUUAUGUGACUGCUACAUAAUAAAAGGCAUUAAAAUACACGAGUGUGGGUUCAAGAAACGAACGAAUUGAAUUUCUUAAAAGGACCAAGGACAGGACAAGGAAUUUUUUAAUGCCUAAUUAUGUACAGUUACAUACACUAUUUUAUCUACGCACAUAUAAACUUUCUAUAUAUUCAGUAACCCAAAUUACAGCCAACGUUGGAGCAUCGUUGCUCUCUUGGCGGAACUCGCGGAUAUAUGGUGGCGUCUCCGAAAUAUCUGUAUAGCUAAUUUUACACGAAACUUUUGCUCUAGUUUUAUACUUAAAACUAAUGAAAAGAUAAACUGUACGUCCAAUGGCGGUAAAUGAAAACUUUUCACGCAUGUCACGUAUCCGUAUUUUUUUUAAUUAAGAGGCAAACUAGAGUCGAGGGCCUAUUUUCGUAUCAUUCGAUACAAACUAGCAUGCGAGAUUUUUCGAAAUUGUAUGGAAUUGACAUUUUAUUUCGAACAAAAAGGUAUCACGACUGAUAUUAGAAUAGAGGUCAAAUCGAAUUGCCUUUUUUUCAUAGAUGUUCCAAAUUUUAAUGUCAUUACCAAAUCGAUUUUGAUGUAGGAAUGAAGCAAUUACAACAUUUUCACAGAUAAGAAAUUAGUUGUAACAAAACAGUUUAUCGUAAUGUUGGCCAUUAUUUACGGAUUUUGAAGACAUAGAGGGUUUAUGAUAUGUGUGUAGAUAAAAUACAUAACAAGUUACAUAGUUACAUGAGAACAGUGGGUAAACAUUUUUGGUAUGUAUUUAUUAACUUAAAUAUCAGUACAUGCAUAAUAGAACAGCUCGUGUGUUGAGGACGAAAUAGUUAUAGCUACAACAAUAUUGAUGAUUCCUACAAAUAUUAUAGCUUUUGACCAAAAGUUACACACGGAAUUAGAUAGUAUUACCGUAAGAUAUGCUAACGAUGUACAACUAGUAAUACACCAAAACUAUUAAUGUUAUAAACUAGUAUUAUCUAGUGUUUGAUCGUUCUAUACUUGUUUACUAUUAUUAAUAUAUACAAUGGUAUUUAUCAAUUAUAUUGAUUUCAUUCUCGUCGUCUCCAUUAACAUCGAUUUUGUGUUGAAGUACCGUUUAAUCAAUAAUAAUACUGGCGUAAGCACACUUAUUCCCGAGGAACACUUUUUCAAGUAAAAAAAAUACUAAAAUAUUUAUUAUAUAUAUAUAUACAGGAUGAUUCAGGAAACGUGAGCAGGAUCAAGCCUGCAUAUUCUGUAAAUUAUCAGCAACUGUUUCGUACCAGUAUUUGUGAGAUUAACGUUAAUCUAAUUUUUACUGUUAAAAUAAAGAGUUUUAUUUUAUUUACGAUAUUAAUGGUCACCCUCUUUGUUUUAUCCAUAAUAAGUGAAAAAUGUCAUCGGAGUGUGGUUACUUUUAUAAAAUCGUAUCACACUCAAGUGUGACAUAUUAUUGUCUUCAUAAUCAAAGUGCUGUCAUAACGGUUAAAGAGGUUUUAUCUUUGUUAAUUAAGUGUUGUAGAAUGUCCAUGAUUGUAGAUAAUCAAAUUUGUCCUUAACAAAAAGUUAAAUAACAGAUAAAAAGCGUGAUUGUUUUACUUAAAUAUGAUGAUGAACGAUUUAUUUAACAUUUACUGAUUGUGUAGGCUUAGUCCUGCUCACGUCUUAUGAAUCACCCUGUAUACAUCUAGUCUAAUCUUUAACUCGUAAAAUACUUGUUUCUGAUUUAUAAUCUAUUUCAGAGCCCCGAGUGUAAAUUUAUUCGAUAGCGAAACGUGACGUACGCGUUUGCUUUAAGUGUCAUUUUGUAGGUAUGGGAUUUUGAGUUUCCAAAACGUCCCGCUUGGCGCGCUGUUUCUAAAUCUCAUACAAAAUGAGACUUAACGCAAACGCGUACGUCACGUUUCGCUAUCGAAUAAAUUUACACUACGGGUACUGGUCUUCUUAAUUAUUCACUUUAAACGCUAUUUUAAAAUAUAAAUACGAUCUAGACCUAAUUAUGAUAAAGACUUUGUUUAAAUAGUACCUAAACCUUGUGCGCAUUUUUAGAAACAGUUAAAUAUAUGAAUUUAUUAUUAUAUCUUGGCAAUAUUUUAUUUGGCCUUCGACAUGUUGCGGAUUUUUGCGGAGCGAAAGUUCCAUAAGUGCAUCUCGUUCGGUCGGUCAUCCGGCCCCUCCCCCCAAUUUCAUCUCUAUAUUAUUGUACCUCUAUGCGCUGUCAUUACCGGUACUGACAUUUUAUUUGACUAUACAUGACGUACGCCCUUGCCAUGUGAAAACUGAUUGUAGUAACACUAGAUAGGGCUACAUAGAAUCUUGUCAAGCUUUAUUUAUUUAUUUAUUUUAUGGUAUGUUAUGAAAUAGAGAACGACCUAAAAUAUGAGAACUGUUUCUUAUACUUAAAAAAUGUGAUCAUAUUUCAUAGAUUAAGGUAGGCCGUGCGGCUGUGGCAAGGCAUUAGUUUAAUGGUACCUACCGUCGUCAGACAUGUGCUGGUAGCAUACAAGAUGCAAUAAUUAUUUUAUAUACUUAGAAAAAAACACUUGUUUAAUUACCUAAUUGUGAAUAGCUGUCUUGGAGAAUUUAACAACUGGAGACGCCUUGACUGUAAUUUUCUGUACAAAACAGUUCUGCCGAUUUUUGCGGGGGACGCCACGUCAAAUGUAUGGCUAUUCGUAUUACGUAACGUACAAAUAACCGCCAUGUGAAAUAAACGUCAGUUCAUACAAUACAUGACCAUUGGCCGAGGUUUUCGACAGAGGAGUAAGCUCUUAAAGGCAACUCCGGUUGUUAAAUCCUCCAAGAACAAUUUUUAAUCAAAAUUGUAAUAGUUUUUUUAAGAACUUUGUAGUAUUUUAUAUAACAGACAGAUUGGCUUUGACUGGAACUAGUACGAGUUUGAGUUUUUUUUUUUAAAUAUGACAUGUGCAACAAAUAUCUAUAAUUUUAGUUGUGUUCAAAUAUGUUUGUGUUUUUAUUAAUUGUAAUACUUGAUCUUAGGUUACUACAAUUAUUAAAUCUGUGUUAGAGAAUCACAA
Molecule: messenger RNA, 7654 nt
Organism: Cydia pomonella (codling moth)
Lineage: Eukaryota; Metazoa; Arthropoda; Insecta; Lepidoptera; Tortricidae
Gene: ZnT63C
Product: proton-coupled zinc antiporter SLC30A1
Exons: 10
Coding region: 950-2305 (451 amino acids)
Biological process (GO): zinc ion transmembrane transport; intracellular zinc ion homeostasis; detoxification of zinc ion
Cellular component (GO): membrane
Molecular function (GO): zinc ion transmembrane transporter activity
Source: RefSeq, a predicted model, not a curated record